Molecule: messenger RNA, 2184 nt
Organism: Ochotona curzoniae (black-lipped pika)
Lineage: Eukaryota; Metazoa; Chordata; Mammalia; Lagomorpha; Ochotonidae
Gene: HRC
Product: histidine rich calcium binding protein
Exons: 6
Coding region: 1-2094 (697 amino acids)
Molecular function (GO): calcium ion binding
Source: RefSeq, a predicted model, not a curated record
AUGGGCCACCAGAGGCCAUGGCCACAGGCUUGUUUCCUCUGGGCUGCUGUAGUCAGCCUGCUGCUCCCUCCUGCUGUGACCCAGCAGCUGAGAGGGGCUGGGCCGAGCCCCAGCGACUGGAACGGCAAUGCAGACAUCCCCAGGUCCUCGGAGGACAUGGUGACUGAGCACAGCCACGGAGGCCCUGGGCAGGACGAUGAGGAUGUGUCCAUGGAGGGUGGGCGGCAUCUCCGGAGCUACCAAGACCACAGACGGGCGGAUGGAGGAGAUGGCUUUGGGAAUCCCAGCCACACGGCUAGAGAUGGGAGUGUCUCUGAGGGACAUGCUGGGAAGGUCCACGGGCCCAGAGGCUAUGGCCAUGAAGGUGUGGAAGACUUGACCGAGCAUGGGAACCACGUCCUGGGCCACAGGAGCCAUGGCCACGUGGACGAGGAUGAUGUUGUCUCCAGCGAGCGUCCCCAUCACAGACACGCACACCCAGGCCACGGACGGGAUGAAGGUGAUGAAGAAGAGGUGGAGGAGGAUGUCUCCCCUGACCACAGGCACCCAGGCCACGACAAGGAAGAGGGAGAGCAUGAGGGUAUCUCAGAUGCCCACCACCACACUCCUGGCCACAGGCACCGGGGCCAGGAGGAAGAUGAUGAUGAUGAUGAUGACUCCAUUGAGAACGGGCAUCGGGCCCACAGGCACCGAGGCCAUGAGGAAGAUGAUGAUGACGAUGAUGAUGAUGACUCCAUUGAGAACGGGCAUCGGGCCCACAGGCACCGAGGCCAUGAGGAAGAUGAUGAUGACGAUGAUGAUGAUGACUCCAUUGAGAACGGGCAUCGGACCCACGGGCACCGGGGCCAGGAGGAAGAUGAUGAUGAUGAUGACUCCAUUGAGAACGGGCAUCGGACCCACAGGCACCGGGGCCAUGAGGAAGAUGAUGAUGAUGAUGACUCCAUUGAGAAGGGGCAUCGGGCCCACAGGCACCGAGGCCAUGAGGAAGAUGAUGAUGACGAUGAUGAUGAUGACUCCAUUGAGAACGGGCAUUGGACCCACGGCCACCAGGGCCAGGAGGAAGAUGAUGAUGAGGAUGAAGAUGAGGGCAUGUCUGAUCAACACCAUCAUCAUGUCCCUGACCACGGGCACCGAGGCCACAGAGAUGAGGAAGAUGAAGAAGAGGAUGUGUCCACUGCACAUUGGCAUCAGGUGCCCAUACACGCCCACCACCACGGCAUUGGAGAUGAGAAGGAAGAGGAGGAGGACAGGGAAGAGGUCACGGCCAAAUCUGGCCACCAUGUGACCAGCCAUCCACCCCAGAGUCAAGGGAGCCAGGAGGGGGAUGGCCCUGAUGGAGUCGCUGGCCACCACCACCACAGAGAGGAAGACGUGGACACAUCGGCGGAGCUUGGCCACCAAGUGCCGCAAGGCCACCUGCAUGACACUGACCAGGAUCUCAGAGGAUCCCACAAAGAGGAGGUUGGCCACCAGCCCCAAGGGCACUCCAAAGGAAGGGACAGAAGUCAUGUGAGGAGGGGUGGCUCUGAAGAGGAAGAGGAGGAGGAAGGUGCCCACCUCCAGGGUGUGGGAGAGGAGGAAGGAGAAGAGGAAGGCCACGGUCUCAGCCUGAGCCAGGAAGAGCAGGAGGGGAAGAUGGAGGUGGAGGAAGAGGAGAGGAAAGAAAGGGCCAAGUUUCAGGCCCCGCUAAGGCGAGACCACAGGGAGGAAGAGGAGGAGGAAGAGGAGGAGGAAGAGGAACUGCCCUUCAGCAUCAUCCCCAACCCCCUGGCCGGGAGGGAGGAGGCUGAAGGUGCAUCCAGCGAGGAGAGUGGUGAAGACACAGGCCCGCAGGAUGCCGAGCAGGACAGCAACUACCAGCCAGGCUCCCUGUGCAGCUACUGCACCUUCUGUGACCGAUGUACCGAGUGUGAGAAGUGUCACUGUGACGAGGAGCACAUGAACGAGCACUGUGACCAGUGCCAGCACUGCCAGUUCUGCUACCUCUGUCCGCUGGUCUGUGAAACCAUCUGCAAGCCAGGAAGCUACGUAGACUACUUCUCCUCGUCCCUGUACCAGGCCCUGGCUGACAUGCUGGAAGCUCCCGAGCCCUGAGCCAGACCGGCCACGCAGACGCACCCCUGAAUCCCUUCAGCUCCCUCUCACGAGCCAUAUUUAUUGCUCUGAAUAAAUGUGCUCCCCGAA